UGCUCUCUAGAGAAGCGUCAAAUUUGCCGUCAAAACGCCAUUCUCACUCCAGUUGAAUAGGUGAGAAAUCUGAUCAGAAAAAAAGAAGAAGCAAACUGCGCGAGAUUUCGGUGGUUGGUUUUGGUGAAAAUUUUCAAAAAUACCUCUGGUAAUAACCAGUUUAGCAAGAAAAAUUGUUCUGCAGUGUACAGGCAUCCCACAAGCAUCACAGAGGUAGUACGCAGUUGUUAGCUGGGUCAGAAAAGUCUUUCCCUCUAGGUACAAAGCGAUGCCGUCUAAGAAGAAAAAGUACAAUGCACGAUUUCCGGCGGGAAGAAUCAAGAAGAUAAUGCAAACGGAUGAAGAAGUUGGAAAAGUGGCGCAAGCAGUCCCCGUUAUUAUACCUCGGACAUUGGAGCUUUUCGUUGAAUCUUUACUAACCAAAACUCUUCGCAUCACUAAUGCACGAAAUGCUAAAACGCUAUCACCAUCGCAUAUGAAACAGUGCAUCAUUUCUGAGAAUCGAUUCGAUUUUUUGCGUGAUUUGGUUAAAAACAUCCCGGAUAUCGGAGUGAAUGAGGAUCAACAUUCUGGGUCUGAGACUGGUUUUGGAAGUGAGACGACUAUUCCUCCGACAACCACAUCAUCGUCUACAUCGAAUGGUGGUAGUAAUGUUACUGCAAAUCCGUCCGCAAACGAGGCCGCCAGUAGUGCGACUUCUAGUGGACUGGCGAUACAAAGGGCGGAGUCUCACGCUACAGUCGGAAGUAACUAUGCAAGUGCUCUGCUAACUCAGUCAAAGCAGCCAAUCUUAGUUCAACAGCAACAACCACCGCAAACAAAUGCGAUGAAACGAACAUUGAAUCACACUAAUAGUUUAAAUUUCUACAAAGAAAUCUCGUUGGAGGACUCUGCUGGGAGAAGCAAUGUCAGAGAGCCACCACCGAAGUUAAGCAGGUUACACUCAGCACCGGCUGGAACAACAAUAACAGCAACGAAUUCGGCUCCCUUCAAAAUUAACAUAUUGCCCACGACCAAUGCUGCAGUUGCACCGACAGACGUGAACCAAACUUAUCCGCAACGACAGACUAUCGCAAACAGCGGAGGUGCGCCUGGUAAUAGUAAUUUCAAGAUCACCUACAAAAUUGAGCAAGUUGCUGCCGGUUCAUCAGGUACUGUUGCCACAAAGUCUAUUAAACUCGAUCAGCCAGUAAUAAAGUUGGAUUAUUCCAACCUGCAACUGCCGAUGACGAUGGCUGCCACUGACCCGCAACCGAAGCCUGUUGUCCGAUCGCAUCAGGUGCAACCAACAAUCAAGAUCGACCUUAGCAAUAUUACCAACUUUAGUUCCAAGGCGAUACAGCCAGGAAGUGCUGUGAGCAUCAAGCAAGUGCCUUCAACGCCCACUGCCAGCACACCCUCGACCCCUCUUUCUGCCCUGAGCAGUGCCUCUUCAACAGCUUCAUCGUCUACAGCGUCGAGUAGCAAGAACCCCUAUAUCUUUCAACAUUCUACAGCGGGUUGCUCCUCCGCCACACAGCAGGCUUCGUCCGUAUCAUCGACUUCUGCUCCAAAUUCCAGUGUAGCACCGCCGUAUUCCGCAGCGUUCUCUACGAUUCCUGGCAUGGAUGAAGACUAUGAUGAUAUUUAACUUUUCACAGUUCCGUGGUGUAGAGUAAGUAGGAGUUUUGCUAGUUAACUAGUUUAUUGAUCUUCUUUUUUGCCGAUUCUAAUGCAUUUAUACGAUAUGCAUCAGCCUUUUUUCUGUUCUCCAUUUUGCGGCUGAUCUGAGUCGCCAAAAUAUGUUAAAAUAUAAACUUUCCAGCAAACUACAUAACGAUCGAAAUUGCAAAACGUGUACAGAAACGCUGUUUCAUAAUUGCUACCUAAGUGUAAGUUGUUUGUUUUAACUUGUAAGCUUUAAUACAUGCUGAGAAGCAAGAACACGAGAGCUGUAUUAUAAUUUCUCAUUAUUUUAAAACAAUAAAAUUGUGUUUUAAGAUUGCACCUGUUUGUAGCGGAGUGCAUCAAUCUACACACAUUUCGUACCUAUACAGCUGUUGUUGUAGAGCCAGGGAUUUGCAGUAAUUAUGUUUCCGAUUGGUUACACACACACCCACACAGACACACGAACUUUUUGAGUCACAUUGUACAACAAUUCGAGCUGAUAUCGAUGAAUAAAUUUAUUUAGGUUU
This is a messenger RNA of Wyeomyia smithii (pitcher-plant mosquito), 2174 nucleotides long. RefSeq lists its product as uncharacterized. Lineage: Eukaryota; Metazoa; Arthropoda; Insecta; Diptera; Culicidae. Gene Ontology annotation, cellular component: nucleus; negative cofactor 2 complex. Bases 269 to 1630 code for a protein of 453 amino acids. The record is from RefSeq and is a predicted model, not a curated record. The transcript is spliced from 4 exons. Gene Ontology annotation, biological process: negative regulation of transcription by RNA polymerase II; positive regulation of transcription by RNA polymerase II; transcription by RNA polymerase II. Gene Ontology annotation, molecular function: transcription coactivator activity; RNA polymerase II general transcription initiation factor activity; protein heterodimerization activity.